GUGAACACAAGCAAGCCACCAAAAAUCUUAUAAAAAUGUCCAGCUUCAAGAAGUUCUGCCUCUUUGCGAUGAUCCCUCUCAUGUGGACUUUGGUUGCAGCCAACACGCCAAUUAGACAAUGUGCCGACAGCAGCUAUCCCCAGCCUUUAAUGGUGCAAAUCGACGAGUGUGAUGAACUGCCUUGUGAACUGUGGAAGGGAACCGAAGCUAAAAUUGACAUCCAGUUUGUUGCAACUCGCAAUACUAUGCGUAAGUUGUCGGCCGAAGUUCACCUUACCUCUUUGGGAGUAACCAUACCCUAUGAUUUGGAAGCCUCCCGUGGAAAUGUGUGCGACAAUCUGCUGCAUGGUGCCUACUGUCCCCUGGAUGCUGGCGAGGAUGUGACCUACCAGCUGCUCCUGCCAGUGGCCAACAGCCAGCCCGAGGUUCCCACUCGCCUGGAGGUGCGACUCCUGGACUCCGAGGAUGGGAACCGCGUGGUAUCCUGCUUUCUGGCCGACACUCGUGUCAAGAAGCCAAGUUCAAGAAAGUAG
Messenger RNA from Drosophila ficusphila, 533 nucleotides. RefSeq lists its product as uncharacterized. Gene Ontology annotation, molecular function: sterol binding. NCBI's taxonomy places the organism in Eukaryota, Metazoa, Arthropoda, Insecta, Diptera, Drosophilidae. Gene Ontology annotation, biological process: intracellular cholesterol transport. The transcript has 3 exons. Bases 36 to 533 code for a protein of 165 amino acids. The record is from RefSeq and is a predicted model, not a curated record.